Messenger RNA from Heterocephalus glaber (naked mole-rat), 4997 nucleotides. RefSeq names its product sarcalumenin (gene Srl). The record is from RefSeq and is a predicted model, not a curated record. NCBI's taxonomy places the organism in Eukaryota, Metazoa, Chordata, Mammalia, Rodentia, Bathyergidae. Gene Ontology annotation, molecular function: GTP binding.
GGGUUCUCUUGGCAGUCACCAUGAGGGCGCUGCUCCUGCUCUGCUGCUUCCUGGCCUCGCUCCUGCUCUCGGGACAAGCAGAACUGCAAGUCCCUGCUUCGGGUGGCACAGAAGAUGUUGGCAAUUUGUUGGAGAAUCAUUUCUCUGCUGGAGACGCAAGUCUAGAGGAGAAAGAAAGGGUGCUAUAUGCAGAUGCGGCCCUUCAAGACAAGAAUCUGCUCCUUCACUACCCAGACAGCAGGGAGGCUGAGAGCUCAGAGCAGACCACCGCCGGGGUCCCUCCCACUGCCACCAGCCCAGACUCUGAGCCUGAAGCCACCCUCUCCAAUGCCUCAGCUGCAGAAGCAGCUCCACCUGGGGAUGUUAUGGGGCCUGGGAAGGAAGAGGAGGGCCCAUCAGGGGCAGGCAUCUUUCCUCUGGGAGAGGAUGAGGGGCCUGUGGAAGAGGACAGGCUAAAGCUCAUUUCAGGAGGAGGGGAGGAGGCAGCUGGGCUGGGGCUCCCUACAGCAGGAGCUGUCAGUGGGAAGACAGAAGGACAGGUGGGGAGUGGUGAGGUUCCCCAAGAAGAUGAGGAAGUCCUAAGAGACAGUCCCGUGCAGGAAGCAGCAGCAGGAACAGAAGAGCCUGAAGCCAUUGGGACCUUUCCUAGCUUAGAGGGUGAAGAGUUUCACACCCCAGAGGUAGAAAGUGUGGGCAUCCCAGGGCCUGAUCAUCACUCUGCAGAGCAAGAUGGGCAUGCAGUGACUGCAGAGGAGUCAGAGGCUGACACAGAUAUAGAAGCUAGGGAGGGAGCUGAGGACCAGCUCCCACCCCAGGUCCAUGCCUUGGAGGCAGAAGGCAAGAGCAGCCCUGGGCCUGAUCACCAGCCUACAGAGCUAGAUGGUGAUGCCACAUCUGCAGAAGAGUCAGAGGCUGAUAUGGGGACAGAAGGUGGGGAGGGGGCUGAAGACCAGUCCCAACCCCAGCCCCAGGCCCAUGCACUGGAAACAGAAGAUGAGGGCAACCCAGGGCCUGAUCACCAGCCCACAGAGCUAGAUGGAGCCCCUGAUGCUGCAAUUGUGGGAGUAGAGUUGGAACCUGGUGUGGACACAGAAGCCAGGGAAGGGGCUGAGGACCAGGGGGAGCCAAGCCCCAUCCAAGAGGCUGGGCCAGCCACGGAGGUCAGUGAAGAGUCUGGGGGUGUUCAGAGCUCCAGGCCUGGGGAGACUGAUGAGGACCGCUCCCCUAAGGCUCAGGUGCCAGGGAUGCCUGUGGAGGCCUCUGAUGAGGCCUCCUCUGAAGAAGCUGAUGGUGAAGAAGGUAGAAGUGAGGAGGAAGGAGUAGUUCCAUCCCAAGAAGAGUCUGGAGAAGACAGUGGCGAGGGGGCUAGCUCAGAAGAAGAGGGGGAAUCUGAGGAGGCUGAGCUCCAAGAAGCAACAGAAACCACAGAUCACGAGGAGGAAGGAGCUCAGCUCGGCACAGAGGAACUGAAUAUAGGGUCUGAGGGUGGCAAGACGCAAGAUCCUGAGGCAGAGGAGCCUGAAGAGGGACGUCAGGGGAGGGGGAAUCCCAUAAUUGCUGCACAGGAAGAGACAGAGGAUGUGAGUGAAGAAGCCCCAAUGAGGGACCGCUCCCACAUCGAGAAGACCUUGAUGCUAAAUGAGGACAAGCCAGCUGAUGAUUAUUCAGCAGUGUUGCAGCGGCUUCGAAAGAUCUACCAUACAUCCAUCAAGCCCCUGGAGCAGUCUUACAAAUACAAUGAGCUUCGGCAGCAUGAGAUCACAGAUGGGGAAAUUACUUCUAAGCCAAUGGUGUUGUUCCUUGGACCGUGGAGUGUUGGUAAAUCCACCAUGAUAAACUACCUCCUUGGGUUGGAAAACACUCGCUACCAGCUCUAUACAGGUGCUGAGCCCACCACCUCUGAGUUCACAGUCCUCAUGCACGGGCCCAAACUGAAAACGAUUGAGGGUAUUGUCAUGGCUGCUGACAGUGCCAGGUCCUUUUCACCCCUGGAGAAGUUUGGCCAGAAUUUCCUAGAGAAGCUCAUUGGCAUUGAGGUUCCCCACAAGCUUCUGGAGCGGGUCACUUUUGUGGAUACACCUGGCAUCAUUGAGAACCGCAAGCAACAAGAAAGAGGCUACCCCUUCAAUGAUGUGUGCCAAUGGUUCAUCGACAGAGCUGAUCUCAUUUUUGUUGUCUUUGACCCUACCAAGCUGGAUGUGGGUCUGGAGCUGGAGAUGCUCUUCCGCCAGCUGAAGGGACGUGAGUCCCAGAUAAGGAUCAUCCUGAACAAAGCUGACAACCUGGCCACACAAAUGCUAAUGCGUGUGUAUGGAGCCCUCUUCUGGAGCUUGGCUCCUCUCAUCAAUGUCACAGAACCCCCAAGGGUUUACGUUAGUUCCUUCUGGCCACAAGAUUAUAAACCCGACACCCACCGGGAACUGUUCCUCAAAGAAGAGAUCUCCCUCCUGGAAGACCUGAACCAGGUGAUUGAGAACAGGUUGGAGAAUAAGAUUGCCUUCAUCCGCCAGCAUGCCAUCCGGGUCCGCAUUCAUGCCCUGUUGGUUGACCGCUAUCUGCAGACUUACAAAGACAAAAUGACCUUCUUCAGUGAUGGUGAACUGGUCUUUAAAGACAUUGUGGAAGAUCCUGAUAAAUUCUACAUCUUCAAGACUAUUCUGGCAAAGACCAAUGUCAGCAAGUUUGACCUUCCCAACCGUGAGGCUUAUAAGGACUUCUUUGGCAUCAACCCCAUUUCCAGUUUCAAACUCCUCUCUCAGCAGUGCUCCUACAUGGGAGGAUGCUUUCUGGAGAAGAUUGAGCGGGCCAUCACCCAAGAGCUCCCCGGCCUCCUGGGUAGCCUUGGGCUUGGGAAGAAUCCAGGUGCUCUCAACUGUGACAAAACAGGGUGUGGUGAAACCCCAAAGAAUCGCUACAGGAAGCACUAGGUUGUGUGUAGCCAUUCUUGGGUUCCCAUUGGUGAAUGAGCUUGUGUCCUAACUGUCUAAGAGGUCCUGGUUUAACCCUUUGAGCCACACUGGUGAGAAUCAGUAAGCGUUGGAGAUUUGGGAGUUUGUUGAGGCUGGUGGUGGGGGAAGGUGCAUGGGUCUAGGGAGGAGAGUGGAAACUGUGAAUCAUAGUUUGCUUGUCUUGUUGCUGCAGUUAGGGAACCUGACUAAGUCAGGCUCCACUUGCUUUUCCUGGGUCCUGUCUUAGAGGGACAGAAAGCAGCCAAAUUCUAGUGUAUACAAAAAUCAAUGAGGUCAAAUAAGCUAAAUGCAGCUGAAAUUCCUUUCCCCCCAGUAUUCUGGGUGGAUAAUGAAGCCUGAGUUAUAUACACUUCUCAGGUCUGUGCUGGCUCCUUCCAUAUAGUCUUCUGUUUGUUCUCCAGCCUUCCUUUUCUCCCUCCCAAGCUUGGGUUGGCUUUCAACAAUGGGAAAUCUCUCGGGUCUGAAUCUACCUGAGUUCUGAGUCUGUCCCAAGGUCCUCUUCCCUGUUUCUUCAGGGGUUGGGGUCAUGGGUAGGAUACCUGAACACUAAGAACCAGAGUUCCCAGGUUAGGAUGAAGAUCUGUCCCCCUCAGCACCAUUUCUUUGAUGUCUCACCUAGGGAGCUCAGAGCCUUCCUUGGCCUGAAGACAAUGAGUGGGCAGAGUAUUCAGGUAAUUCCCCUCUUAGAAAUGACAUAAAUGAAGGUCCUGAAAGGGCUCAGGGGGUUAAUUGGUUUGCAGUGUGUCUUUGUCUAUUGCAUGUCUUGGAAAACUCAGAUCCCAAAAGUGUUGGGUUUCAGAGUGGUCAGUGGAGACCCUGAUCCUUGUCCUUAGGGACUUCUCUGGGCAGCCAGCCUCUCCCAAAUUUAGGAGGAGGCUGUUUCCACAAGUGCUCCAUGGGAGCAUUUGGCAGAGGAGUUGUUCCUUCUGGUUCCUUCUACUAUGGCUUUUCCUUUCCUUUUUUCUCCAUUCCCUGAUGCACCAACACUUAAAACUAGGAGAACUUUCCUAGAAUCAGAACUAAUACCAGCCAUUCAGCAUUGGUGACAACUAAGCCUUAAAGUUAAGCUUCACCUGCACCUGUUGUGGAUAGUUGCUGAAUGUACCACAGAAUGGCUACAGCCUCAAACAACAAUGCAUGUGAAUCCAUGGGUACAUUGCCUAGGAGAGAUUAGAGAGGUGAUAUACCCAAAGGCACAGAGAAAGAACUCAUCUUGAGAAUCCUGCAAGGCUGGCAGGCACUGCCACCUCAGAGGGGACAUGGGAGGGGGCACCCUGGAGGAUGGGGUCCUCCAGAAGGAGUGCACACACCAUCCCAGGGCUGCCUCCACGGGCUCCUUUCAGUACAGCCAGUCUCCCCUCAUGGGGGACAAGCCUUUCUGGGGGUCUUAACUACCAGGCGUGGGUUGGAUCCAGCAGCACCAGGAAGUCAUCUGUACCAGAAGGAAAGUGGAUAGGAAGGCUGAGCAAGAGGUCCUCUGAAGAUCAGCCAGUGUAAGUGGAUUGGUGACCAGAUGGGGUCCUCACAGAGAACUGCAGUUUAGGAGUUCACGUUUCUCAAAAUUCUUAGCAAUCCAGAGCCUGCUGCAAGAGGCUUUGUGAAUGGCCUCCCAUGAUACCUCCUCUGAUCAAGACCUCCCACAAGAGAACCAAAGUAUCCAAAGUCAUCAGGAUGUGCUUUCCAAAAAGCAAGUCAACUGGAAAAGAAAAGCAAGUUCUGUAAAGGGUGUCCACAGAGCCUGGUAGCUGGGGCAGAGAAGCCACAAUCUAUCUUGAACUUUUUUUCCCAUUAAAACAAAUAACCAAUCCCCUUGCCUCAUUAUUACUUUUCCCUCUUGGGGGACCGUCCCUUUUUCCUUUGAGCUCCUCAUGCCCAUCUGCUGCUUUUGGUGUAUCUGUUUUUUCUCAGUGCAGUCAGGGAAAUAAAAAAUGCAGAACUGUAUGGGUUUGUCAUAGCUGUCAAUGUCACCAUUGCUUUGGGGAAAUGGGUGGAACAAGUCUAAUAAACUCAUGAAAUAUUUGUACUUUG